This is a messenger RNA of Micropterus salmoides (largemouth bass), 3662 nucleotides long. RefSeq names its product achaete-scute homolog 5-like. Bases 735 to 1211 code for a protein of 158 amino acids. Gene Ontology annotation, biological process: regulation of transcription by RNA polymerase II; developmental process. Lineage: Eukaryota; Metazoa; Chordata; Actinopteri; Centrarchiformes; Centrarchidae. The record is from RefSeq and is a predicted model, not a curated record. Gene Ontology annotation, molecular function: protein dimerization activity; DNA-binding transcription factor activity, RNA polymerase II-specific; RNA polymerase II transcription regulatory region sequence-specific DNA binding. The transcript has 2 exons.
UGGAUGCACGAGUUUGUUUGUGACUUCAUGUAGAAAGACUUGUUUUGAAAUCUGUGUGUUUACAACUCGUGAACUGAGCUGCACGGCUGUGCGUCUCUCUGAGGAGACACGAUGUUGCAGCUUCCAUGUUGUGGAAACGUGAAGCGACGGGAUCUGUGACCCUCCUGGUUAUUUAAGGCGUCUUGUGAAUAAAGCGUGUUGUUGCUCAUGUGAGGCGUCGAGCUCGCUGCAGGUGAGGCUCAGGUUACAGGUGUGUGUGUAAACAGUCAUCAGUGUGUGCCGUGUGAUGAGAGGCUGACAGGAAGGGCGUGUGUCGCCGACGCCUUUCAUCUGGAAAUACAGGAUUUAGGAAGAGGAAACUGCAAACACUCAUUUUUACCUGCCGAUGCUCUUUGAUGUUUCGCCGCCGCCUGUUGAAACAAACGUGAGCGGCGGCCUCACCUGAGCUACAACACCUUCAUGUCGCUGCAGGAACUCUGAAACAGCGUGAAACCUGGACUUCUACUGUCAUUUCAAUAAGCUGCAGCGUUUCAUAUUCUGUGGUCGCUCCUCUCUCGUCACCUGACGGCCCAUCACACACCUGGAGGGGCGGAGCUUCAGCAGUAAAGCUUCAGUGUUUCAUCCUGCAGCCUCAGAGGAAGCAGCAGCAUCUGAAGGUCAGCAGGAGCGUCUGAGGAUGAACCUGGACUGAGGUCUGUGGUGGUCUCCAGCAGGUCUCAGUCAGAACUGGUCACAUGAUGAGCUCCCCUUUCCCUCCAUCGUCUUACCUGAGCUUCAGUCUGUCUCACCGCGAGGACCGCAGUGUCUCUCAGCCCCCUCUGUCCAGCUCCGUCCCCUUCCUCCUCUACCCCUCCAGCAUGGACCACUACAAGGACACUCUGAGGGGCCCCGGUCCCGGGCUCCUGCCCUACCUGGCCCCCUUCCACCACCACGGACACUUCAGCGUCUACGAGUGUCCCUUCGAGCCGGCGUUCAUCCAGAAACGUAACGAGCGGGAGCGUCAGAGGGUGAGGUGCGUGAACCAGGGCUACGCCAAACUGAGGGACCACCUGCCGGGUCAGAGCCCCGACAAGCGGCUCAGCAAGGUGGAGACGCUGAGAGCCGCCAUCAGGUACAUCAAGUACCUGCAGGGCCUGGUGGAGCCGGACUCUCCCGACACCUCGUCUCCUGGACCGGACUGUGGAGGAGAGUCUGAGGGGGUCACGUGUUAAGCUGCAGACACUUCAUCUCUUCUGCUCUCCAAACACAGACUCAUGUUAUUAUUAGUGCUGUAGAGAGAGAGGUCAGUGUCUGAUGACCGGGACAAACAGAACUGGGAUCAAAGUUCAGUCUUAAUCUUCAAUAGUAAUUUGACAUUAAAAAAAGUCUGCUUUUUCUUUUUUUCUGUCUCCCAGAGGACGUUUCACCUGUCAAACACUCUCUCCGUAGAUUUAAUGUAGAUUCAUGCCGACUGCCUGGAUGAAGGAUUGAAAACUGACAGGAUUAAACACGGACAGUCAGAUGUUAAAAAACCAGAGUUCACUGUAAUAACUUUAAAUGAUGAAACUGUUUGUUCAUGUACAUCCUGUCUGAGAGUCUUUGAGACAAAUGCUAACGUGCUAAACCGGGGCUGUGGUGCUCAGGGAGGUGUUUCAGUGGCAGCCAUCAUAAGAGCUGGUUUCUCUAAAAGCUAAAGACAGGUACUUCCUCUCUUACCUCCUUUAGCACAGACAGGACCAUCCUGGACCAAAGGAAAGGAGGUAAUGUCGCGUCCCACAGUUCCUUGCGGCAGCACAUAAAUGUAGAAACAACAGAGCGCCUGUUUUUCAGUCUUCGCAAUUUAGCAAAAACAAAACCUCAUCGCACAAAGGCGUGUCCUAGACCGUACGAUUCGUCACUAUCCCCCAAACACGUAGACAUAAGGUUUAUGAAUGUGCGAUGGAGUGGCGCUCAGUUAUGAGGCAAAAUGUCCUUUGGCUCAAAACGCCAUUCAAAUGAAUUGGAUUUUCCCACGCAUCCAUUAUAGCGCCACCUUCAGGCUGAAUUGGACCAAUAUUUUCAGGUGCCAUCAGGGGCCCAUGGGGAACAAAUGCCCUAAAUUUAGUAUCAAUUGGACUUGUGAUUAUGGAGAUAUAAAAUGAAUAACGGGGGUUUUUCAAACAUCUUUAAUCUGCAGUAACAGCGCCACCUAUGGGCACGAGGGUCAGCUUUGGUGCCUGGAGUCAGGGACUAACAAUUCGGCUCACGUUUCAUGUCAAUGUGAGUCGUCAUCAUAGAUGAACAGAUAUUAAACAGCGCCACCUAGGGGCUAGUUGCACCAGAUUUCAUACAGCCCCUCAGGAAGUUGUGCCAGAUAAGGUCCCAAAGUUUGGUGCUGACAUUCCAAACCUAAGAUACGACAUCACUUCCUGUUGUUAGCGUUUGGCUUAAACAUUUGUUAGCUUCUAAUAAGAACAGUUUUUCGAGAUUGAGCUCGAUCCCCUGAACGCGUGGAUGUAAGGUUUUUGAUACGCGCCUUCGUAUGCGGGAGUUCCAAGCCCAGAUGCAUUGACCUUGCUAAUAGCGCCCCCUAGAGGUAGAAGUGCACAAAUUUUUGCGCCUGAGGUCAUUGCGGUGACCUGGACCUACGCUAGGAGUGUCACGUCUGUAGCACUUACCAUCUGGGCCGCAAUAUGAUCUUUACCUACGGAAGAAUAAGAAUCCUUAGCUUUCCAAUAGUCCUGCCGGUCCCGGGAACCGCGAUGCCUCACAUUCCAUAAAUUACUUUUCAGCCACAGCGAGGAAUAAUGUUCACCAUCUUAGUUUAGCCUGUUAGCAUGCUACCAUUAGCUAAUUAGCAGUAAAGCGUGUCCAGCUGAGGCUGAUGGGAAUGUUAUUAGGUGGGUACGAGAUAACUGUGACUGACUUUCACUGAAUUUAUCGUCAACCUUGAGCGACUGCAGGGGCGGAGAAUAAAAACAGCGUCACAUGGUGACGUUUUGCAGCGCCGGCAAAAGACAGACAUGUCAUGUGACAUGGUGACGUUUUGCACCAUGUCAUGUGACAUGGGUAGCAAGGCGGCUGCAGGCGCCAAGUCCGGCGGCUACGGUAGCUUUUCUCCAUCUGCACAAAGUUGGAACCACACUUUUGCCUGGUCUCACGGCAUUUCUCUUUGCAAAUGCCGCGAGAUCAGUCGUUGAUCUCAGCUCACAGUAAGCUCACGCAGAUCGAAAGUGUCCGACUUGACGGCGCCGUUUUUAUUCCCCGCCCCUGCAGUCACCUGCAGCUCAUGUUAGACUAUCAAGUCAUCAUCUCAAACGCAUCUAUUGCCUGCAGCAGCAGCAGCAGCAGCGUUUACCUGUAGGUGGCGCCGGGUUGGACCUGCAGCAGCAGCAGCGUUUACCUGUAGGUGGCGCCGUGUUGGACCUGCAGCAGCAGCAGCGUUUACCUGUAGGCGGCGCCGUGUUGGACCUGCAGCAGCAGCAGCGUUUACCUGUAGGUGGCGCCGUGUUGGACCUGCAGCAGCAGCAGCGUUUACCUGUAGGCGGCGCCGUGUUGGACCUGCAGCAGCAGCGUGUUUACCUGUAGGUGGCGCCGUGUUGGACCUGCAGCAGCAGCAGCGUUUACCUGUAGGUGGCGCCGUGUUGGACCUGCAGCAGCAGCAGCAGCGUUUACCUGUAGGUGGCGCCGUGUUGGACCUGCAG